This is a messenger RNA of Drosophila subpulchrella, 1642 nucleotides long. RefSeq names its product ruvB-like helicase 1 (gene pont). NCBI's taxonomy places the organism in Eukaryota, Metazoa, Arthropoda, Insecta, Diptera, Drosophilidae. Gene Ontology annotation, molecular function: DNA helicase activity; ATP hydrolysis activity; ATP binding. Gene Ontology annotation, biological process: chromatin remodeling; box C/D snoRNP assembly; regulation of transcription by RNA polymerase II. Gene Ontology annotation, cellular component: R2TP complex; Swr1 complex; Ino80 complex. The transcript has 3 exons. The coding region runs from base 203 to 1573 and encodes 456 amino acids. The record is from RefSeq and is a predicted model, not a curated record.
CACUCAACCCGCGCGCCUGACGAAACAAAGUGUGCUUCUGUUUUCCAAUUACCGGCAAAUAAAACAAAUUUCGUCCAGGGCAACAGGAAUUGCUUGUUUGAUCGUUACAACGCUUGAGUUCACAUCUCCCUCGGGCGAAGAGCAGCUGCAACCGGAAACGGAAUAACAGAAUCACCAACAAGGACACAGACACAGAGGCGCCAUGAAGAUCGAGGAAGUCAAGAGCACCGUGCGCACCCAGCGCAUCGCUGCCCACAGCCACGUGAAGGGAUUGGGCCUGGACGAGGUCGGAGCGGCGGUGCACAGUGCAGCCGGUUUGGUGGGUCAGAAGGCAGCUCGCGAGGCGGCCGGCAUUGUGGUGGAUCUGAUCAAGUCCAAGAAGAUGGCAGGCAGAGCCCUACUACUCGCUGGUCCACCUGGUACUGGCAAAACGGCCAUUGCCCUGGCCAUCGCACAGGAGCUGGGCAACAAGGUGCCCUUCUGCCCCAUGGUCGGUUCGGAGGUCUUCAGCAACGAGAUCAAGAAGACCGAAGUGCUAAUGGAGAACUUCCGGCGCUCUAUUGGCCUCCGCAUCCGCGAGACCAAGGAGGUGUACGAGGGCGAGGUCACCGAGCUCACUCCCGUCGAGACCGAGAAUCCCUUGGGUGGCUAUGGCAAGGCCAUCAGUAAUGUGGUCAUCGGCUUGAAGACAGCCAAGGGAACCAAACAACUGAAGCUGGAUCCCAGCAUCUUUGAUGCCUUGCAAAAGGAGAAGGUGGAGGUGGGAGAUGUCAUCUACAUUGAGGCAAACAGUGGAGCCGUGAAGCGCCAGGGACGCAGCGACACCUUUGCCACCGAAUUUGAUCUGGAAACCGAGGAGUAUGUGCCGCUGCCCAAGGGCGAUGUCCACAAGAAGAAGGAGGUUAUACAGGAUGUCACAUUGCAUGAUCUGGAUGUGGCCAAUGCUCGUCCGCAGGGCGGCCAGGAUGUGCUCUCCAUGAUGGGCCAACUCAUGAAGCCCAAGAAAACUGAAAUUACUGACAAGCUACGCAUGGAGAUCAACAAGGUGGUGAACAAGUAUAUUGACCAGGGCAUAGCCGAGCUGGUUCCCGGAGUGCUCUUCAUCGACGAGAUACACAUGCUUGAUCUGGAGACCUUUACAUAUCUACACAAGUCGCUGGAAUCUCCCAUUGCUCCAAUUGUUAUUUUUGCCACAAAUCGCGGACGCUGUGUGAUCCGUGGCACUACAGACAUCGUCUCGCCGCACGGCAUUCCGCUGGAUCUGCUCGAUCGUUUGCUGAUCAUCCGCACUCUGCUUUACUCCACCGGCGACAUGGAGCAGAUCAUCAAGCUGCGCGCCCAGACCGAGGGACUGCAGCUGGAGGAGAACGCCUUCGCUCGUCUCAGCGAGAUCGGGACCAGCUCCACGCUGCGCUACGCCGUUCAGCUCCUCACGCCGGCCCACCAGAUGUGCAAGGUGAACGGACGCAGCCAGAUCAGCAAGGAUGACAUUGAAGACGUGCACUCACUCUUCCUUGACGCCAAGCGCUCCUCGAAGCACUUGUCCGAGAAGAACAAUAAGUUUAUGAUGUAAGGUUUUCGAUUCCAACAAAAUUAUUAUUCCACUUGCACGGAUUUCUCAAUAAACGAAAGAUGAGCAAUU